AUGAACCGCCGGGCUCACAAAAAGUCGAGGAACGGCUGUGUUGAGUGUAAACGCAGGCACAUCAAGUGCGAUGAGACCCGCCCCAAGUGUAAAAACUGCACCAUCAUCGAGCGGGAAUGCGUAUACAGGACGCCGCCCCCAGCGGCGGUGCCCGCAGCAGCCCCCGCGGUAGCACCCGGGAUCGGCGGCGCUGAGGGUGGUGCCGAAACUUUGCAUUCGGGUCCGAGUACGCCGUCUAAUACCGCCGGAUGCUCUCCCUUCGCCGACGGCUCCUCCGGGACGCCGGCUCAUCAGCAGCAGCAGCAGGGCGUGUCGCCCCUCGCGUUCCCGGACCCCUCCGUCACCCGCUCCGGGCCGCAGGUCAACAUGGAUCACAUGGAGCUCCUCCUUACCUUCAAGCUUGAGCUCAUCAUCCCGGAACUCGACGAGCAACUCCGCGAGUGGGGCAGCCGGAUCACGCUCAAGGCGGGCGUCGGCGCCCCCUACCUCAUGCACGAGAUCCUCUCCGUCUCGGCGCUGUACCUCUCCCGCGCCAGGCCCGACCGGAAACAGUACUACACGGAGCAGGCCGUCCAGCUGCAGAUGGAGGCCAUCUCCCUCUUCAACUCCUCCACGACCAGCAGCUUCGACAUUGACGACUCCAACUGCGUGCCCAUCACAAUGUUCACAUCCCUCCUCGGCCGCCACCUCUGCAUCGACGCCCUCGCCACCCCCGCCGCCGCCGGCCUCGAUGCCUUCCUCGACAGCUACCUCAACUUCGCCCGCCUCCGCCAGCGCGGCGCCCACGUCAUCCGCAGCGCCCGCGCCGCCCUCGAGAGCUCCGAGCUGCGGCCCUUCCUGACCUGGGGCCCGGGCCUGCAGGACCUCAUCGGGGAGGGCCACGCCUGCGACGGCCUGCAAGACCUGAUCUCCGCGGCGACGACCCUGGACGCAACCUCCGCCGCCGCGUGCAGGCGCGCCGCGGAGCUGAUCCAGGUGUCGUUCGACAGCUGGGAGGACCGCGGCAGCGUCCCCGGGCAGCAGCGCACGGUGCAGAUGAUCUUCACGUGGGCGUUCCUCGUGCCGGAGGAGUUCGUCGCCAUGCUGAGCGGCCGCCGCGCCGAGGCCGUCGCCGUGCUGGGGUACCACGCCGUCAUCCUCCACUUCGCGCGGGACAUGUGGCAGAUUGGCGCCGCCGGCGCGCAGCUGCUGACCGCGGUGGGGGAGCACCUCGGCCCCGGGUGGGAGGAGUGGCUCGCGUGGCCGCGCAGCGUUGUCUUUGGGCAGACUUGA
Molecule: messenger RNA, 1272 nt
Organism: Colletotrichum aenigma
Lineage: Eukaryota; Fungi; Ascomycota; Sordariomycetes; Glomerellales; Glomerellaceae
Product: Sterol uptake control protein 2
Exons: 2
Coding region: 1-1272 (423 amino acids)
Biological process (GO): regulation of transcription by RNA polymerase II
Molecular function (GO): zinc ion binding; DNA-binding transcription activator activity, RNA polymerase II-specific
Source: RefSeq, a predicted model, not a curated record